Molecule: messenger RNA, 1191 nt
Organism: Colletotrichum orchidophilum
Lineage: Eukaryota; Fungi; Ascomycota; Sordariomycetes; Glomerellales; Glomerellaceae
Exons: 2
Coding region: 1-1191 (396 amino acids)
Biological process (GO): chromatin remodeling
Cellular component (GO): nucleus; Ino80 complex
Source: RefSeq, a predicted model, not a curated record
AUGCCAUCCGCGAUGAGCGACGCCAACGGUACCGUCGCGACCCGCGACGUCAAGGCCGAAGGUCAAGAAACAGAGGAUGAGGAAAAUGGAGAGGGCAAGGCGACAUACAAGUCAUGGAAGAAGAAGUACCGCAAGAUGCGCAUCACUUUCGAUCAGAAGAUGCACGACUGCGAGGAAUUGCACCGUCAAGAGUCCCAGGCGCUUGCCACUGCGAAGCGCAUCGCCAUCGAGAACGACCGUAUACUUGAUCUGCUGCUAGACAUGAACACCUCGGCCCAGCUGCCCUUCGACAAGCGCUUCGAUAUCUCACAGGACCCGCUCGAAGAUACCUCCUUUCCACCCCUUGAUGUCGACAAGUCUGGAAAGAAGCCUGAUGAACCUACCAAGUCAUUGAAUCUCCUCCUGAAGGAGGUCCCACACUAUACCUACUCCCAGGCAAAGGAGCAGGAUCCCACCGUCGUGGCCGACAUGGAACCUUUCUCCGGCGAGCCUCACCCUCCUUCGUUUCUGACGGCCGACGACAUUGACGACUACAUCCACGACGUCGACAGACGCAUUGAUCCCGAUAAUCUCCUUCCGACGCUGGCCCCUGUCGCCCGCAGCAACGCUCCUCUCCCGGAGACCAACCCGCACGCCCUUUCCCAAACCAUCGCAAUGAAGAAUCCCACGAGCGUCUACAACUGGCUACGUAAGCACGCGCCAAAGACCUUCCUACAGGAUGCCGAGAACGCCGCCCCGGCCGGAGAUGAAGAGGCUGCCGAGGCGCCGCCGACGGAUGGUCGGAGACGGCGUGGCGGAGGCGCAUCGAGGGGGGAGACUCGGGGCGGUCGCGGAUCGCGAGGUGGUAAGCGGGCUUCGCUCGCAGCCGUCCGAGCCGAGAAGGCAGCACAGCGAGCCGCGGAGAAGGCAGCCGCCGCCGCCGAAAGGGCCGCGGCUCUGCGCCGCGACGCGGACAGCUACGACCACAGCAUGGAAGAGGCAGACUCGGACGGCCCCAGCUUUGCGACGCCGGCCACGGGUCGCGGCAAGAGAAAGCGCGCCGGCCGGGAUGACGACGACGGAUACCGGCCCCGGGGCUCGAGCAGCAGGCCGACCAAGAAGAAGCGUAAGAGCGAGAGCGCUGAUGUUGGCACCCCGACCGUGUCUAAGAGGGGUCGUAAAAGCGAGCUUUCUCGUGACAGAGACGACUAG